This is a messenger RNA of Guillardia theta CCMP2712, 1599 nucleotides long. RefSeq lists its product as hypothetical. The coding region runs from base 1 to 1599 and encodes 532 amino acids. Lineage: Eukaryota; Cryptophyceae; Pyrenomonadales; Geminigeraceae. The record is from RefSeq and is a predicted model, not a curated record. The transcript has a single exon. Gene Ontology annotation, molecular function: protein binding.
AUGCGGUCAGGGUUUUUGGUCAAAUCCAAAAAGGCAUGCUAUUCGGAAGGCGAGAUUGAAGAGAAACUAUUGGAAAUGAAAGCAAAGCCAUAUGACAAGGAAGUUCAAGAGAAAGCUUGUGUUUACAUUUCGGAUCUUUGGGAAAGGCGUGAUGUCCAUCAUGUUGUAUUGAAGCAUGGUGGCAUCGAAAUGUUGAUCGCUGCUCUCAAGAAUUAUCCUAAUGUCACUCACAUACAAUUUUCCGCACUCUGGGACUUGAAGUAUCUUGCAGGGCAUACUUCUCAAAGAAUCAAACAGAUUCAAUCAGGAGUAAUUGACCUGCUCAUAAUCAUGAUGAAGUCGCACCAAGAAAUUCUAAUGCUGCAGCAACUCGGCAUGGAAUUUCUCACAGAGUUUGCCAUAAAUGGGCAAGAAAAGGCUUGUGCAAGACCUGAAAUACUUGACAUCGUGAAUCACUCGAUGCGGAAACACCGGCAGUGUGCUGAUUUCCUUUAUUUUGCCAUUUAUUUCGUAGCAGCCAUUACUGAAGUUGAUGGAGUGAUCAAGGCCAUAAUUGACAAGGGUAUUCUCAGAGGGGUAGUGGAUGUCAUGAAAUCUACCUGCCACGAUGAGGAGGUUCAGGCAGCCAUCGUCACUCUACUGGCGAGAAUCAGCCAGGGUGAAUUUAUCGAAACCAUCGUGAAGGAGGCAGACAUGGAUGUGAUAGCUCAAGCCAUGAAAAGAUUCCCGAGCAGCCAGAAGAUACAAGCUGGAGUUUGUCAAAUUAUCGAUAAAUGCAGACUGAGCGUCGAAUUUGAAGAUGUGUUUGGUCAAAAGAGAGCCGUUGAGCAUUUGGUUGAAUUGCUGGAUGAGUGUAAGAAACCUGGUAUGAUCGAAUACGCUUUAAACGCCAUUACCAGUAUUGCGGCCUCCAAAUCACUUGCUUCGAAAUUGAAAUCAGCCGGAGCUAUUGAGAUAGUCAGAAGGCUCCUCGAUGAGAAUCCUCAUUCCGUGCAAGUUCAGAACCAAGCAAGAUCCUUCCUUACGAUCAUGAGCUUGCAUGUCACUGAUGACAAAUUCUCUGCAACUGGGAGGGGCGGGUUUGAUAAUACAAGCAAGUCAUUGGGGAAAAAAUCUGAAGAAAGAUCCCGCCUGAACCCAAAUAGCAAAAAGCAAACAUCCUCUGUCAACAGUUUCGAGAAAGAUGAAAUUGAAAGGAUUGUUGCAAGCAUCGAAGGAAGAUCAGCACAAAGUAAAGAGAAUGUUAAGAAAGGCAAAGGCCAGAAAAGGAAGGACAAUGUAAAUGCAGAUACCAAUGAGUUGAAAACAGACAACAAGAGUGGCGGGGGUUCGGGAAAUCUCGGCCAGACCAACAAGACCAAAGAUCAAGCAGAGAUGCAAGAGUCGCAAGAAAACGACGAAAAGACCGAAUCAAGCCAAUCGGUCGAAGAUCCCAGCAAUGGAUGUGUGAUUUGCAUGAAUUCAUUUGCAUCGCACGCUUACAUUCCAUGUGGUCAUCAAUGCGUCUGUCUUGAGUGCAGUACUCAAUUCUCCAACCGCUGCCCUGUUUGCAAUCAAGAGAGCCAAAUGGUCAUCAAGAUCUGGCAGUAUGCAGCUUGA